UAGAAAUGUACAAGUCAUCAUUUUCUUAUAUUAUAUACAACAGAGAUAUGCAAUUCAUGAUAGAACACGGCAACAGAGUCAGGCAGAGUGGUGCAGGCAAGAGGAGAGAGCAGAGAGACAAUGAGGAGAGAAAGAAAUGAACGUGAACUAUGGUUACUAAAACAAAUCUCUACAAAGUUACAAUAAUAAUGAGAAACAGAAACCUGUUUCAUUAUAGGCAAGGUCAGAGUGCAAAAGUGCAGAGUGCAUUGCUAUGGAGGGCUGCAUGGUUACAGACACAAAGAUGGACAGACAGACAGAGAGAGAGAGCAGACGAGAGGGCUAGAGCUAGUGCUGAGUGGUUGACGAGGAAGCCUGUUCAGUGUCCAAUGAGGAGGAAGGUGAUGCGUACCUUGCUGGGUGAAGUCAAAGAGAGGAGGGAGAGAUCGUCCUGAUGGGAGGGUCUUCCCCGGCUCUCGCAGCUC
This is a messenger RNA of Geodia barretti, 464 nucleotides long. NCBI's taxonomy places the organism in Eukaryota, Metazoa, Porifera, Demospongiae, Tetractinellida, Geodiidae. The record is from the annotation of a GenBank genome assembly.